UAAAUCAAAAUCAGAAUCCUUUAGAACCGCCUCGCGGUCUAGUUUAAGGUUCUGCUCUCCACAGAUCAUAGGGCCGGCUCUAGUAUGGAUACAUAUCAUUACCGACACAGGUAUUCUUUCAUUCUCAGGAAAACUUCUAUACUGUAAAAUUUUGUUAGAGAUCUUUCACAUCAGUUAGUUGAUUGUCAACUCAAUGAGUGCUAUUGACAAUCACUGGUAUGUUGAACAUUAGCUAGUCAAUGGACGCUAAGUAACAUUUGCAGGAAAACACGCGCUGAUAAUCCCCUCUAGCUUAUUAGUCAAUUCAGGUUGCUCUCGUAACAGCUGUACCAAGAAAUGUUCUUAAAAAUGUUAAAAUACUUUGACGCAUUCAAGUCUUUUCUUUUCAUUCCCCUGUUUUUGGAAAUGGUUAUUUCAAAUGCCUCAAUCUGGUGUACUGCAUCUUUAUAUAGCUGCCUGGAGGAUCACUGUUUAUAAGCUAUAGUCUGAAAACCAUUGACAAUAGAAGAAUCCAGUGAAAAUGGACAAGUUUUUCCCUCUCUUUGCAAUUUUCAGUGGUGCUUUUCUCCUUUCAUUUCUGGGUUGCGCUCAGGACCAAUCAGAUUUCAUUAGCAUAGACAGUGGCAUCACUGAUGGUUCUAGCUAUGUGGAUGAGAUCACAAGCAUCAACUACGUUUCAGAUGCACCCUACAUAUACACUGGUGUAAGUGAAAAUAUAUCAGCUGAAAUCAACACCAUGAACAUGGACAGGCAGUAUUUGAAUCUUCGAAGCUUCCCAGAGGGAACCAAAAGUUGUUACACCCUAAAUGCUACUCAAGGAAAAAAUAAUAGGUACUUGAUCAGAGCAGGGUUUUUGUAUGGUAACUAUGACAAGAAAGGCGAUGUCCCCAGAUUUGAUUUGUAUCUUGGAGUCAACUGGUGGGAGACAGUUGUAUUAAAUAAUGCAUCCAGCUUUUUUGUAACAGAGAUCAUUCAUGUUUCAGCAUCAAAUCACAUAGACGUUUGUCUUGUGAAUACAGGCUUUGGGACACCUUUCAUAUCAGUUUUGGAGCUAAGGCCUUUGAAAAAUGACAUUUAUGUGAAUGUAUCUGGAUCUUUGGAAAAUUAUGGACGAUGUGCUUGUGGUUUAACUAGUGAUCAAGCUAUCAGGUUCCCAAAAGAUUUAUAUGAUCGUAUCUGGUCACCUUGUACCUCUCCACGCUUGGAAAUUUUGAGUACUGCUUCUACCAUCCAAGAAUCUAGUCAAGACAAUUUCCAAAUACCAUCCACUGUCAUGCAAACAGCAGUAACACCACUAAAUGAUUCUCAUUUAUUAAAAUUGCAUUGGAUGCAUGAUGAUUCCAACUCUCUAUUUUAUAUCUACUUGGACUUUGCGGAAAUCCAAGAGCUCAAGACUAAUCAGUCCAGAGAAUUGAAUAUCUAUGUGAAUGGGGAGCUAUGGUAUGGACCUUUUAGUCCUAAAUACUUGCAGACAACUACAAUAUAUCGCCCAGCAGCCCUAAACAAUAGAUCUUUUGAAGUUGUAAUCAAUAAAACAGAAAACUCAACACUAUUGCCCUUGCUCAAUGCCUUCGAGAUCUAUUUGGUGAAAGAAUUUUUACAACCAGAAACUGACCAACAAGAUGUUGAGGCUAUCUUGAAUAUCAAUUCAACAUACAGACUGAAGAGAUACUGGCAAGGAGACCCAUGUGCACCAAUAAUUUCCUUAUGGGAUGGUCUUAAUUGCAGCUAUGAGGGUCACAAUUCCCCUCGAAUAAUUUCCUUGGACCUGUCCUCAAGUGGAUUGACUGGACCAAUCUCUUCUUCCAUAUCCAAACUUACAAUGUUACAGUUUCUGGAUUUAUCAAACAAUGACUUAACAGGACCAGUGCCUGACUUUCUAUCUCAACUGCAAUUCUUGAGGGUCCUAAACCUGGCCAACAACAAGCUUUCAGGUUCAGUUCCUUUAGGACUUACUGAUAGAUCAAAGAAUGGAACACUCCUAUUGAAUGUUCGCAAAAAUCCAAACCUUUGCUCAUCGGAUUCAUGGAAGAACAAGAUUAUUAUUCCAGUGGUAGCAGCAAUUGGUUCUAUUUUCAUCCUUUUAUUAAUUGCAGCAGUUGUCUUUUGGAUCCUUAAGAGAAGAAAGCAAGGGGAGAUGAAUGAACAUAAUGGAACAUCAAAGCUAAAAGAACAAAAUUUUUCAUACUCUGAGAUCCUUAAUAUUACCAACAAUUUAGAGAGGGUUCUUGGUAAUGGGAAAUUUGGAACGAUUUUCCAUGGAUAUUUAGAUGACACACAAGUAGCUGUCAAGAUUUUCUUUUCUUCAUAUGUUCAUGGAUAUAAGCAAUUCCAAGUUGAGGCUAAAAUUUUGGCAAGAGUUCAUCACAGAAACUUGACUACAUGUUUUGGCUACUGCAAUGAAUAUACCAAUAAAGGGCUCAUCUAUGAGUACAUGGCAAAUGGAAACUUAGAAGAUAUUUUAUCUGAUAGAAAUGCAAAUUUCUUGAGCUGGCAAGAGAGACUCCAAAUAGCCAUGGAUGUAGCCCAAGGAUUGGAGUUUCUGCACAAUGGUUGUAACCCACCAAUCAUCCAUGGAAACUUGAAACCUACAAACAUCUUAUUGGACGAAAGUUUGCAUGCCAAGUUAGUUGAUUUUGGGUUGUCUAAAGUAUUGACAACUGAAGGUGCCACUUCAGAAUACCUUGAUCCUGAUUAUUAUAUCACAACCAAAUUGAUCGAAAGACAUGAUGUUUAUAGCUUUGGGCUUGUUCUCUUGGCAAUAAUAACUAGCCAACCUGUCAUCGCUAAGAAUCCUGAGAAAACUCAUAUAAUUAAACGGGUUAAAUCCUUGCUAGGCAAAGGGGAUAUUAACAAUAUUGUUGACUCAAAGCUAAAAGGAAAUUUUCAAGUUGAUUCUGUGUGGAAAACUGUGGAACUUGCAAUGGCUUGUGUAUCUUCACCUCCUAUCAAUAGGCCAACCAUGACUCGUGUGGUGAAGGAACUAAAUCAAUGUCUAGCUAUGGAGAUAGCUCGACUAAAUAGAUCAGAAGGGACAAUUGAACUGGUCACUGUAAAUCUGACUUCUGGACUGGAUCCCCAGGCAAGAUAGUGAUUCAAUAGUUAAUAACAAGAUGAGGAUGUAUAGAAUAUGCCUCCUAAUUGACUGUUGGUCUUGUAAUGAAAUAUGAUCCCUCUGUUAUCUCUAUUUUCUGUUUGUAUAGUUGGCAUGCAAAUUUGUGCAUAUACCUGACACGGCACAGAACAUCAAAGUUUAAUAAAGAGUUCAUUUAUUA
This is a messenger RNA of Hevea brasiliensis (rubber tree), 3275 nucleotides long. RefSeq names its product putative leucine-rich repeat receptor-like serine/threonine-protein kinase At2g19230. The record is from RefSeq and is a predicted model, not a curated record. Lineage: Eukaryota; Viridiplantae; Streptophyta; Magnoliopsida; Malpighiales; Euphorbiaceae. Gene Ontology annotation, biological process: protein phosphorylation. The transcript is spliced from 13 exons. Gene Ontology annotation, molecular function: protein kinase activity; ATP binding; protein binding. Bases 521 to 3091 code for a protein of 856 amino acids.